Molecule: messenger RNA, 624 nt
Organism: Cryptomeria japonica (Japanese cedar)
Lineage: Eukaryota; Viridiplantae; Streptophyta; Pinopsida; Cupressales; Cupressaceae
Exons: 2
Coding region: 1-624 (207 amino acids)
Source: RefSeq, a predicted model, not a curated record
AUGGUGGCUGGAGAUUUCAAUGCUCUUCUUGAUAUUGAUGACAAGGAGGGUGGCCUUAGGAAACCAACAAAAGUGAUGGAGGACUUCCGCGACUUUGUUGCCAAUUGCAGGCUGUUUGACAUCAUUCUGAAAAAUAGGAAUUUCACAUGGACAAAUAGAAGAUUGAAUUUUUCCAAGAUCUCAGAAAGACUUGAUUGGUUAUUUGUUGGGGAAGGAUGGCUGAAGGGUGAUCAAUCUCUAGAGUCUUCUAUCACUCCCCAGAAAAAAAUCCAAAUUGAGGAAGAGCUUGAUGCGUUAGGCGAUCUGGUUAUGAAUCAUAGUAUGACAAACACUGAAUUUGAACUUGAAAAAAGUCUUAAAGAUCAAUAUGCUGAAAUAUUAAAGAGGGAAGAGACCUACUGGAAGGAAAAAUCAAGAGAACUAUGGAUUACUGAUGGGGAUCUUAAUACAAAAUUCUUGCAUGCAUUCUCGAAAGCUAGGCGAAUCUAUAAUAGAAUUGACUCCAUCAAGGAUGAGUCUGGGUCCAUGAAGAGAUCGACAAAAGAUAUUGAAAUAGCUGCCCUGGAUUACUUUAUUGGUAUUCUUGGUAAAGCCGAGGUGAUUUGUGACAACUCUGGUCCCUAG